Stegostoma tigrinum is the source of this 1864-nucleotide messenger RNA. Its product is annotated as alanine and arginine-rich domain-containing protein. Bases 374 to 784 code for a protein of 136 amino acids. The transcript has 2 exons. NCBI's taxonomy places the organism in Eukaryota, Metazoa, Chordata, Chondrichthyes, Orectolobiformes, Stegostomatidae. The record is from RefSeq and is a predicted model, not a curated record.
CAUUCCGGCCCCAGGUCUGUUCAUUGUAUUUGUUGGACUGGCGACUAUCUCCCACCUCCGUCUGGAUCUGCUAACUUUCCCUUUGGGGCUGUGGGGGGUGGGGACGAAGUGGACUUUUGUCUCGCUGUCCCUCUCUCAGAGCUUGCCAUAGUAACGCUGACAAAGCGGCUUGCUGUAGCGGAACGGCCGGCCAACGCAGCGACCCCCAGUUCCAAACAAAACGCUGCCGACUCUCCCCAGCCCCGGGAGAGAGAGGGGAGAGAGGGAUCCUCGGCAAUGCUGCUCCGGCAAGCAGCAGCUUCACUUCCCCCCCCAGAGACAGACGGAGAGCAAUCAGUUCAGAAAGUGCACUGUGUGAGCGCCUGCUGGGACGAUGAGCACAGACAGCCAGUACGAGGACAGUGUGUCUAGCCUGUUGCUGGAGAACAUCAAACACAGGCUGAUCAGCGCCUUCAGGGCAACCUCUGCUCCGAGAGACCAGCCCAGCUCCUGGCCCCUCAGCACCAACCCUCGGGCUGACCAGGAACUCCGCAGAGCCAAGAUCGACGGGGCUAUCACUUGGCUCCGGACCGAACUGUUGGAGAUGCGGUCCCAGGAUCGGGAGCUUGCCAAAACCUUGUUGGAGUUAAACAAGGAAAUCCAGAAGCUAAGGAGUGAACAGGAAUUAUGCAGAAACAUGGGUAGCAGGUCUCCUUCAGAGUUUCAGGAUCCUGAAGUUCAACCUUCCAGGCAACAGGAUGUGGAAGGAGCUGCACAGUCCCGAGAAGAACAGAGGAGAAACUAAUCGACUCUAGGGUUAAUAGCCUGAGUUUGCAAAGUUUCACACUUAAAAUAGCAUGAUGUAUUGUCUAGGUCAAACAACAGCAUUAGAAAAAUUUAAUAAUGUGACUGAUCUGAAGAAGGAUCACUGGAUCCAAAAUGUGAACUCUGCUUUCUCUCUACAGUUCCUGCCAGAUCUGCUAAGUAAUUUCUGAUUUUGUGUUUUCUUUGAUUUACUCAUCUGUGGGAUGUGGGUGUCACUGGCUGGCCAGCAUUUAUUGUCUGUCCCUAGUUGCCCUUGAGAAAGUGGUGGUGAACUACCUUUUUGAACUGCUGCAGUCCUCCUGCUGUGGGUUAACCCACAAUGCUAUUAGGAAGGGAAUACCAGGAUUUUGACCUGGUGACAGUGAAGGAACAGCAGUAUAUUUCCAAAUUAGGAUGGAGAGUGGUUUGGAGGGGAACUUGAAGGUGACGGUGAGAGACAAAAAGAAACUGCAGAUGCUGGAAUCCAAGGCAAACAGGAGGCUGGAAGAACACAGCAGGCCGGGCAGCUUCCCCGAAUGGGAAAGGGGUGUGCCUGGGGCAUUGACUGCCCCUUUGCUCCAGAUGCUGCCGAGCCUACUUCAUUUUUCCAGCCUCCUGUUUGUCUGCCUUGAAGGUAGUGGUGUUCCCAUUUAUCUCCUGCCCUUGUCUUUCCAGGUGGAAUAGUUGUGGGUUUGGAAGGUGCUGUCUGGGGAUCUUUGGUGAAUUUCUGGUGCAUCUUGUAGAUGGUACACACUGUUGCUACUGAGUAUCGGUGGGUGGACGGAGUGGGUGCUUGUGGAUUUUGUGCCGAUCGAGUAGGCUGCUUUGCCCUGGAUGGAGUCAAGCUUCUUGAGUGUUGUUGGGGCUGCACCCAUCCAGGCAAGUGGGGAGUAUUCCAUCACACUCUUGACUUGUGGACAGGCUUUGGGGAGUCAUGGGGUAACUUACUUGCCAUGGUAUUCCCAGCCUAGUUGAUAAUAAUGUGAUCACACUGUGCUUUAUGAAAAUACACUCCAGCAUGUGGUAGCAUUGUUGUAACUCGUAACAAAGUUUGUUUGAAUAAAAGAACUUUAGUGCCUUA